CCAAGAGAUUCCCAUUUCUUGGUGUGGUGUAAGUAUCCCCAUUUGCCCCCACUUUAGUGGUUUAUAGUCUAUCCCUUCAACACUUUCAACCAAAUCAACAAACAAUUUCCUUUUUCUUUUGAACACAAAAGAAACUUUGACACUUUACUUCACAUUUUUUCAUUUUCUUCCCCCAAACAAACAAAACCAAUAUGUUUUCUAAACUCUUGCAAUAAUCAUAAUCUUCUUAUUCUUGAACUUCUAUUUCUUUGGUCUUUUACAUCUAAAACUAAUUUAUUUUCUUUCAACUCAAAUAAUGACGGACAGAGUCUACCCUUCAGCCAAGCCUAAUGGCACCGCGCCCACUGCUACCACUGCUGCAAAUCCAAAUGCUGCUCCGGUCAAGAACCAGAUGUACAACAACCCAAAUCGUGUCUCUUACCGACCGACACCAACAGCAUACCACCGACACAACCGUCGUCGUUGCAGCGGCCGGCGUUGUGUCUGUAUGUGUUGUUUUUGGUCCAUCCUCAUCAUUUGCAUCAUCUUCCUCCUUGCAGCUAUUGCUGGUGCUAUUUUCUACGUUCUUUACCAUCCUCAACUGCCUACAUUCUCAGUUUCUUCACUCAAGAUCUCUAAUUUCAAUCUCACUACUUCCUCCGACGACACAACCCAUCUCACUACAAAAUUGAACCUCACACUCUCAACCAAAAACCCAAACAAGAAAUUGAUAUACAACUAUAACACUAUCUCUAUUACUGCACUUUCAAAUCAAGUUGUUUUAGCAAAAGGGUCGUUUCCGGGAUUCACCAGCAGUACAAAUAACAUUACGAUUAUACACUCGACUUUGUCGAUGGUGUCGCAAGUACUCGAUGUUGAUUCAGUUUCAUCUCUAAAAUCAGAUCUGAAGAGAAAAGCUGGGUUGCCCGUGACAAUCUUGAUGGAUACUAUGGUAGAAGUGAAAAUGGACAAAUUGAAAAGCAAAAGGGUAGGGAUUAGAGUAACGUGUAAAGGAAUUCAUGGAUCGACACCAAAGGGUAAAGCACCAGCUGUGGCAUCAACAAAUAAUGCUAAGUGUAAGGUUGAUCUAAGAAUCAAGAUCUUGAAAUGGACUUUCUAAUUUCAUCUCAAUUUGGUUUGACUUUUUUUUUUUUUUUUUGGGUUUUAAGUAUAAUCAUAGUAAUUUCUUUUGGGGUUCAAAUUGACUCCUCUGUUUUUUUUUUUUCUUCUUUUGAGAUUUGUUUGUAAACUUAAGAAGAGACUAGGAAGAUUGCCAAAGUUAAGUUGAGUUUUUUUCCUAGAAUUGUGAAGAAAGUUGGGUUGGAAUUAUAAGUUCUUUU
Molecule: messenger RNA, 1319 nt
Organism: Solanum verrucosum
Lineage: Eukaryota; Viridiplantae; Streptophyta; Magnoliopsida; Solanales; Solanaceae
Product: NDR1/HIN1-like protein 6
Exons: 1
Coding region: 296-1099 (267 amino acids)
Cellular component (GO): plasma membrane
Source: RefSeq, a predicted model, not a curated record